AGCACGUGUGAAUCUUCUUCUUGCACGUCAUCUCAAUUGGUAGCGAUAUAUGCCCAAUUGAGGGGAAAUUCGAGAUCUUCCUCCCGACUACCUUCCAGUCUUUCAGAGCCUUAUACCAUGGUUGCAGAACAACAUACGGAGGAAUUGCCCUCGGAGGCAACGCCUCUCCUCAAUAAUUCGCCGGCCGAGUUAGACGAGAGCAAUGUUCCUAUCUCAUUCCCCAGAGGUUUUACAAUUGUGUCGGCAAUGGGACUUCUCCUCUUCACCCAAGCUACGAACAUGUCCAUGAUGACAACGGCCCAGUCGGAUAUUGCAGCAGAUCUAGACGCGUUUUCAGAAACAACAUGGUUUACUUCAGCCUAUCUAAUAGCACUGUCUAGUGUCACCCCACUUGCUGGUCGACUCUCCCAAAUAUUUACUCCCCGUGUAUACGUUCUCUUCUCUUGUGUACUUCUAUCGAUAGGUCUUUUCAUCACCGCAGCUGCUGGAAAUCUCACCGUCUUCCUUCUGGGGCGGGCACUUACUGGAUGUGGAGGCGGCGGUAUAAUGGUCACAACAAUAAUCCUUACACUUGACCUGACCAGCAAAAAGCGGAGAGGGUUAUACAUUGGGCUGAUCAAUGUUGGCAUGACGACCGGUGUCUCUACCGGUGCGGUGCUGGCUGGAUUACUAACGCCGGCCUUUGGAUGGCGCAUUAUCUUCUGGUUUCAAGCGCCACUUUGCCUCAUUCUGGGCCCUAUUCAGUACCUUGCUAUACCCCCUAGUUCAACGGAUAACGAGCCCCUCUGGGGUCGUGCCUUGGUACGGAAACUGGCUAAAGUCGACUAUGGCGGAGCCUUAGCUUUGAGUAUCUCUGUCUUCUUGCUUCUCUUCAGCCUUGCCUCGCCAGAGAUUCAACUUGUACCGUUGAUCUUGUGCCUUGUCCCCUUCGCCGUAUUUUUGUUGAUUGAAUCCCGAUUUACGUCGGAGCCCAUAAUCCCGGUAGAAGUCCUUGGCAUGCGAAGUGUUGUCUUGACCUGUCUCUCAGGCCUUGCUUCAAUGAUGGCCCGCUGGUCAGUUCUCUUCUUCACACCCGUGUACGCAAUGGUCGUCCGAAACUGGUCCCCGGCUUCUGCCGGCCUGAUCCUAGUGCCGACAAACGCUGGUUUUGGUCUUGGAGGCCUUCUUGUAGGCUGGUUGCAUAUUCGCAAAACCGGAAGUUAUUAUAUUUCGAAUAUCAUCGUUUUCUUGUCGUUUGCACUGGCGAACCUCGUCCUCGCAAUUCUCUCAACACCUACCUCGCCUACUAUCGUCUAUCUGGCCGUGACAUUCUUGGACGGUCUUGCGGCCGGCGCCUUGAUGAACUACAGCUUAUCCCAUCUACUGCAUCUCACCAGACCAGACGUGCAUUAUGUCGUGAGCGCCCUGAUCGCCAUGUCGAGAGGCUUCGCGGGAAGCUUUGGCUCUGCCAUUGGCGGAGGAUUCUUCCAACGCGAGUUGAAGACAUCCUUGGAGACCGGUUUCGCAGCCCAUGGUCUACCCGAACGGGAUGAACUUAUCCGCAAGCUGCUCGGUAGCCCGGCCCUGGUAAAGAGAUUAACUGGGGUUGAAAGGUUAGUCGCAGUACAGAGCUAUGAACAAGCGGUUAAAACGCUGCUCCUGGGAAGCUGUGUUCUGGCCCUGGCAGCAACGGUCGCCCAAGCGGGCACAGGCUGGAGACCUGCCCGGGAUGAUGGAAAAGUAAGAGAUGAUCUCGAGGAUACUGGAGACCGGGAGUAGAAUCCCGCUUUUCUCUUUUUCGAAGACUGUAUAUAUUGCUAUGAAUUUGUUUCUCGGUGGGUAAUUUAUGUCUGUUCGGGAUUGUUGAGCGGCCAGAUACAUUGAAAGAUGGUAUCCUUUCGUACAGUGGCGAAUCCUACCCAAGCUGUGCAUAGAGGUAGUCAUCAUUUGAAACAUAUACUCCAUAGCCAUGAAGAGUGUGAUCGUAUAAGUAAGAGAAGGUGGCUAAAGUCCAUACAAAGGUACUCAAGCUAACCAUCCACUCGACACAGUUUAGGUCAAGUCGGGCACUAUGACACAACCACCCCCGAAUGAGUUUAUGCUGGUAGAACAGAGUUGAUCGUGAUGCCACAUGCCUGCAUAACAUGCACACAUGGGAAAACAUAUUGGUGUAGAUUCGACCAAGGUAGUGCGGAUGGCCAUUUGCAUGGAUUACAUUAUCUCGGCGGAUGAUAUCCGCAAAAUCUGAUUAUUACAAUCUCAACAUCAAUUUCGGCUCAACGGUUUUCUCCCCUCCUUGGGCUCUCAUAUGAAAGAGAAUGAACCUUAAAAUGAUAAAUAAAGUCCUGCAAUACGUAGUUGCCAACGCCGGUAACCUGUAACUUAGAAUUCUGAGUCCAUCAGACCUACCGACAACAUGC
Messenger RNA from Aspergillus pseudonomiae, 2399 nucleotides. Its product is annotated as putative MFS multidrug transporter. The transcript has 6 exons. The record is from RefSeq and is a predicted model, not a curated record. NCBI's taxonomy places the organism in Eukaryota, Fungi, Ascomycota, Eurotiomycetes, Eurotiales, Aspergillaceae. Bases 118 to 1758 code for a protein of 546 amino acids. Gene Ontology annotation, molecular function: basic amino acid transmembrane transporter activity. Gene Ontology annotation, biological process: basic amino acid transport; transmembrane transport. Gene Ontology annotation, cellular component: fungal-type vacuole membrane.